Acanthochromis polyacanthus (spiny chromis) is the source of this 10638-nucleotide messenger RNA. It is a transcript of the gene cplane1, whose product is annotated as ciliogenesis and planar polarity effector 1. Gene Ontology annotation, molecular function: protein binding. Gene Ontology annotation, cellular component: ciliary transition zone. The record is from RefSeq and is a predicted model, not a curated record. The coding region runs from base 518 to 10297 and encodes 3259 amino acids. Gene Ontology annotation, biological process: cilium assembly. Lineage: Eukaryota; Metazoa; Chordata; Actinopteri; Pomacentridae. The transcript is spliced from 49 exons.
UUACAGCCGGACACGUUCCUACGGCAACGAGCUGAAGCUUCCUCCUGGAGGAUCAUGGGAAACGAUUCUGGCUGCUGAAGCGGAGGGAGUUUCGAAAUAUUUAACCAUUAUCUACGAUAUAACACCUAAAAGCUACAAGUAUGUUAUAAUUCUCGCAAACAUUUGAUGUGAGCAUAACCUGUGAGUAAGGCCUGUGUACUCAGGUUAGGCUUUUUAACGGAACAAUUCUCCGCGCAUCAAGCCAAAUAAGCUAGGUGGCUAAUGCUAGGUAACUGCGCGUUAACGGUUCAAGGAAUGGACGCGUUGUAACAACAUGAAGCAUGAACAAUGUCGGUUAUUGACGCAACCGCAGAACGAUUUCUUAGCAUUAAUAAGAGGGAUAUAUGUAGCUAGCUGUGAAGCAAAUCAGAAUGUCCACAAUGCAGCUAAUAAACUUGCUGCUCGUCAGCCAAAGUCGUCUCGACCAACCUUUCCCGAAUGCAUGACUACGAGGAAGAGCUGAUGCUUCUUUUUAAACAUGGACCUGAAGCUGGAGGUUGUGUUGUCAUCCAGCAUCAAACGGAAGAAGCCAUGGCCACGGUUCUGCUGGCUUGGCCAGGAGAAGGAGUCGGUUUUUCUGUUAGAUGACAAACGGAUCAGUGAGAUCAACCUGGCAUCUGGUCGCACCAAGAAGAGAACUCCUAAACUCCAUCAUUUGCUCAACAGUGUGUUAACAAUGGCUUCAUCCCAAAAUGGCAUGUGGCUUUGCGGACUUUUGGUCUCAGGAGAACUGUUUCUGUGGAACAGAGACAAAGAUUUGUUGAAAACUGCUGCGGCUGUCGAAGAAGUAAUUCAGGCUAUUACUCCUGCUCAAGCUUCCACAAGGCUGUCUCUCCAGGUUUCAUGGGAUGGGAUGCGGGUUCUCCUGGUAGCCAUAACUGGGCAAGUGUUCCUGUGGGAGUGUCUGAAUGUGAGGGAUUUGACAGGACUGCGAGAUGGUCAUGUCAAGGGACGCUGGGCACACAUACAGCCCCUUGAAGAUACCAUUUUACCUUCUUCACAAGACAAAGAAGCAUCCCAACACACCAUCUUUGUGAAGACAGAGGUUUUGGGUGAUUCCUGCUUGUCAGCCUUUGUUUUCACGUGUGGGAAGAAGCUCAUCAUCACCUGCCUUAAAAUACAAUGGAAAGAAUGUCAUGUAGGUUCUUUGGGAUACAGUAUACAGUGGGCUACGAAGACAUACCCCAUGUCUCAUCUCACCCCACCCUGUCAACCAGUAAAGUCCAGAGGUGCCUUGGUGUCGGCCAUCUCCCCAGACGGCCGACUGUUAGCCGUCGUCCUGAACCAGAGGCAGCCGAAGACUACACAGGUCCUCUUUGUGAGCACACAGAAUUUUGUCUCAAUAUCCAGUGACCUUGGAGGAUGUGGAAGUAAAAAAAUGGAGAUCCCUUCCAAAUACAUAAGGUCCUACUGGGUGGGCAGUGUCAGCUGGUCACCUGAAGGCCUUUUCUUGGCCUGUGUUCUGAAGAGAGGCUCCCUUCUUAUGUUGACUCGCCUUGGAGGGCUUCUCACUCUAACAAGCUCUGGCUGCAGUGUUGACUUCGGGCCUGCACAGUUCCUACCACUACACCCUCUGGUGACAUACAGGCCACCAGUGUCUGCAGCCAAAGGGGAGGCCACUCUGUCCAGCUCUAGCCUGUCCGUGCGGGAUGUCCUGAGGCAGCGGUAUUCUGUGACCUGGCAUCCACGACUGAUGUAUUUCAUUGUGUCUGAUGGCUACAUGGCCACAGUUCUGAGGAUGCUAGACAAGCCUUCUCCUUCCCUCUUACUGAAAACACUUGUAAAAGACACUAGCAAGGAUCUGGAGAACGCCAGUCGGAUUCUGGACAAGUCACAGAUUCAUGUGAAGGCAUGGCUGGAGUCAGUAUCGUCCUUGAAUCGAAGUUGCAGCCUAGAAGAGUUCAGAUCGACUGUGACAUGUGGACCCAACACCACAGACUCUGUCAUUUCAGCAGAUGGAUCCACUUUGCCUGCUUUCCUAAUGGAACAGCAGACAUUCGGUGGUACCAGGGAGCUUCUUGAAAGUGUACAGGCUCUCUUCGAGGAUGACUCUGAUGUAGAUGGACUUCCUGCAGGAUCCCACUUGCAGGAUGGUGGUCGUUUGGAGUUUGCCUCAAUGUUUGAUACACUCCAUGCCCUGGACACACACACUGACAGUAGUCCAGAUCAUGAAAAAGACUUUGCUGAAGCAGACAGGAAGGCUCCUCUUCUCCGUAAACUUGGGAAGAUCCAGAGUAGGCUGUUAACAGCCUGGGCUUUUGGCUUGUCUCUAGGAAAUGCUGUGGAACACAGAACCCGUCUGCUGAGGCAUACCCUUUGCUGUGUGGUGCGAUUUGCUGCUCUGCUCCAUUUAAUGCCCAGCUUGAUGGUCCAGACUGGAGAAAAGAGCACCUCAGUUUGCCUCACACACCUCAUCAAAGCCCUCCUGUCAUUUCUCCCCUGGGAUAGGACUCCCUCAGAUGGUCCGUGCUGCUUAGGGCUGAUGGUGGAGUUCAGUAAACGGAUAGUACGUCUUCUGCUCACCCCUCACCCUGACCCCUACCAGACCAGUCAGUGUGAUGUUUCAUCUCAAAGUCUGUCCCAAGUCAUGCUCAUCUUGCAGCUGGUCUCACAUUCUCUUGACCAAACCUACAGCUUGCAGCAAAAAACUGUCUGGUCCUCUGGAGAGAAGGAAAGUUCCUCCCAGCCACCACAGCUCUGGCCUUCAGAUGUAUACUAUGUGCCUCUGCUGCAGGAUGAAACGGAAGGGAAAUCCAGUUCUGUGCAGCAGGCUAGACCUGUUCCCCAGAGACCAUCCAGCAGAUUGUUGGGAGUGUGGCAGCUGGUGUACAAUAUCACCCAAAAGUAUAUGGAAGAACUAAGAAGCUUUCAAGACUGUGACGGCUGGGAAGAGGAGGAGCAACAGUUGUCUGUCAUCAUGCCUCAGAUCCAGACAGCUCUGCAGGCUACAGGAGAAAAGCUAGAGGGAGGCUCUGCACUGCUGAGUUACCCAGGUGAACAUCUAUACCUGUGUGGCUUCUACCCAAAAAGUGCAGAUGUGUGGCAGCUACAAAUUUGUGAGGAAAUUAACAAAAGUUGUGGUCGUAGUGUCUUCCAGGAGACUCGGCUUUGUCUGGCACUCCUGUAUAGUCUGUUAUCACAGUACCAUCUGAGAGAAGCCCAGGAACUGGGGGACCACAUGGCCCAGCUAAUCCUGCACAGGGCUGGACUCCACAAGGACAAUACAAUAGAUUCUCUUCCUUGCUCUUGGCUGCCGAUGGACCUCCACAGUGAUGCAGCCUGUGCAGUGGUUCAGACUCUGGGCAGAUUCAUGGCCUCUUACUUCACCAACCAACCGCUCUACAUCCUGCCCCCUCACAAUGUGGCCGUCCUGCCUCCUUUACAUUUACCUCAUGCCCCCAGCGUUGGGCGUUUGGUGCCGCUGUGCCAGGAGGAGGUUGCUAAAGCAGUUCGACAGCAGCAUCUCUCAGAAGUAUGGACGGUGGACUAUGCUCAGGACCUGCUCCUGAUCGGAGGUCUGCUUCCUGAGACUGUGUGGCUGGCUUAUCAUCUGGGGGACUGGAAGACAGCAGUGUCUCUGAGCCUUGCCUACACCAGUUACUGCACUGACCGUUUAGAUUUCAUGCGGCUCAGGAGGAGAGAGCAACACCUGCCAGCAGCCUUAGAGCCAGCAAGCAUUUUUCAAGCUGAAUUGGAGUGUCUUCUCGACAACAAGACUGACUCUAAAGAGUUCACAAAUAAAGAUGGUGACAAGAGCUUUACAGAUCUUUUGGAAGGAGAAGACUGGGAGUUGUUACAGGUUUCCAUACAGGAGAUUCUGAAGGCAUCAGUCAUGGCGGGAGUGAAUGUUAUGUCCUCACCUUUGUCUUCCAUGCUGGAAACAGCCAAAGACCUGUGUUCUUCCCUGGUUGCUCUGGUGCCAACUGGACUGUACCUGCCUUCCCCACCUCUCUAUUGUCCACAGCCUUCCCCGAACACACAGGACCAAAUCGGGACAAUGAUGCAGUUUGCAGAAGUUGCAUGUCGACACAAAGUGUCUGGGGCUCUCCAGAGAUUGCUCUUACUUCUGAGAUCUAGUCGUUGUUGCUAUCCUGCUGCCCAGUGGUACGUCAGCCGUCUGCGCCGUGCCAGACACCUGCUACAUAAGAUCAAGAAUAAGUAUUCCUAUCCAUCUGCUGUCAAAGAGGAAAAGGCGUUCCCAGAGGGACUGAUGAGGUUUAUUGCUCGUCACGGAUUCUUCAGACGGGGGCCUAAAAACGACGGUCACCUGGACCCUGACACCAUUCAGACUAUUGUCUGCUUCAGGGAGCUGUGUGCUUUAUGCUGGAUGCUUCAUGUGAGGGAUCAGCUCUCCAUUUGCUGCAGAAGGUAUCAGGCUGCCAGACAGCACGGUAGAGAUGAACAGAUGUCUGGUGAUGCAGAAGUAACGUCUGCCUGUGUUGAUGCUCUCCACUGGGCCCGUCGUUUUCUGCCAUUCUGUCGCUUCCUCAAUGCUGAAGAAAUCCUUCAGGACAUACUGCUCAGCCUUGUGUCUGAACUACCGCCUACGUCUCUGGCUGCAGACACACUGGUCCAAGCUUUCCCGGAGGAGGAGGAGUCUGUCAGAGUCCCUUUGAGAGAAAAGUAUAACUCACUGCUGCAGAGACUGAGGCAAUGCAGAGUCCUUGAAGGGGAAAACGAGGAGGAGAAUGAGCUGAUGAUGAUUGUGAUUCAAGACAAAAAAAGGCAAAGGAGAAAACAUCUGGCACGCUUGCAGAGACACCUGGCUCCCCCUGUGCUUCAUCUGUGGGAGAAAGAAGAGGAAAAGGAGGACAAGGGAAGCAAACAUGGGAUGGCCAUGUUAAGACAACUGUCUCUGGGUACAAGCUUGAGCACCAGCACCUUAACUGAAUACGGCUUCCCUCCAGUGUGCAGUGAUGGAGACACAGCAGAGAAUACAUCUGAGGCCAUCUCACCUGAGCAGCACUGCAGAGCCUCAUCCAGACACAAAAGUUCUAAAAAAGUGAAACAAAGAGGACAUGCAAUGAAGACUGUUGUUCAGAUGGAAAGUGUCAUUCAAGAGGAGGGUCAUCGAGGCAGUGCCAAGGAGAAUGAGCCGCCCUCCCCGCCUGUGGUUGGCACCUGGGAGUUUGAGCUGGAAGAUGAGGAGUAUCUAAAUUUCCUGGAGCUCUUCCUCAGCUAUGUGCUUGAAAAGGACAGCACUGAUGGAGGGGACUCAGGCAGCGAACUUCCUCUGCUGAAAGGCUUCUGCUCCCAGCUGAGGGAGAGAGAGUUGCAUUCUCUCACCUUCGAUGUGCUCAGCACUAUACAUCGUCGUCAACGAGAUGGGCACCAUUCUGCAAGAAAACACUUCAGCAAUGAACCGCCAGUGUUCAGAGCUGGCUGUUGCUACAAGCCUGUAAAAGAAGGUACAUCUCCUGAGCAGCAAACUCCCUCUGUCUUGAGUGAAACCCCGAUAUCCAGGACUAGCCUUUCUGUCAGCUCUCAUCCUGGAUGGAGAACUGGGAGACAAAAAGGUUUGUUUGGCCUCCGACAGCAAAGCCGCAUUCCUGUAGACCAAAGAGUGAAAGGAGCUCCUAUUGGUUCUGAAACCAGCCCUGUUCAAAGUGCCUUUACCACGGGGAAGCCAUCGGAGAGCUUCAUAUUUGGCUCCUCAAUGUCUGUGGAAGCUGUGACUGAACUGCAGCAGGGCCUGGAUCCUCAAUUAGAAGCUCAGUUUCCAGAGCUGGCCAGGUUGCUGGAGUGGAUGGUACGCUGGGCUGACAGAAGGGUGCUGCUGGGACAUCAUGGUAAAAAGAAGAAAGAUAAAGGAGGAAGAGUUGGGGGAGCAGCUGAUGAGGGAGUUGUGAUUCGUGUCAAAGCCUCAGCACCUGCCAUCCUCACGUCCCUCAGUUUGUUGGAGUGCAAGUACUCUGCUUUACUCGGGACUGACCGCUGCAGUGCCCACAUCCAAGUACCGGAAAUGCAAUUGACCGUAGCCCCUGUGCUGCACCCUGAGGUGGAUAGGAAGCUGGAGAGAGAGAGCAGCGUGGAUACAGGCUACCCUGGAUCAGCCAACACUCUCAUCGCUGGUCUUGAUCAUAACCUACAGCAAGAAGACCUAUCCAUUGCUUCUUGUACAGAUGAACCAGAAGAGCUGACAUUUCAGAGGACGCCUCUCCCUUCUGACCAGCAUCAACUGACCUUUGAUUCACUGCAGAGACAAUCCAGUUCCCAGCAACCAUCUCUGGAUGACUUGGAUGUUACAUCUGAAAAAGAAGGCAGAGGUAGUGACAGUGAAGGCUUGGAUGUGUCUUCCUCUGAUUCUGAUGGGAAAAUCUCUGGAAACAUCUGCACACCCGAAACAAGUUUAAAGCUUGCAGACCUAGAUUUGUCAGAAAAGGCUGACGAUACGUCCAGUUCCACCUCUAUCCGCAGUUAUGCUGGAAGCCUACAUCCUCCUCCACACCCAGAGCCCCCUGCUCCUCCCACUGUCCAGCCUCAGGCUACAGUUCGUGCAGGACUUUCCGAUUCAGCUGCCGUGCUGCAGCCCAAUACAGCUGUAGAUCCUCCAACCCCUCAGGCACAAAGCUCCACAGGUGAUGCACCUGCUGUGGAUUCUACAACCGGCAAUCAGACAUCGACCGGCCAGACUCCAGCAAUGAGACAGCGUCUGGGUGAAGACUUAUUCAGGCUGGUUCAGAAUAUCAACUACAUGAGUAUGAUGGAAGUUUUGGGAGCUUCAUUUUCCAGCCUACAACUUGCCCAGCAGAGCUUUUCUUUGGCCCAGUCUGACAUGAACUCCUCACACCCUAAUGUGCCAUCAUCUUUCAACACCAGAUUCAUCCCUCAACCAAACGUCGUACCCACUCAAAGUACCAUGUCUGCAGCACCUCAAGUGCAUUCAUCUGUGCCAAACACAGGAUCCAACAACCCUCAGCUCUGUCAGAACCCUGUGAGUAUGUUUGCAGCUCAGCCUGCCAUGCCAAGCUCAGCGAAAUCCUCUUCAGCAGGCAACCAGUAUCAAAACAACAUGAAUCUACCCUCCAGUGCCAGUGGUGCAGGGGUAAAUAAUCAGGAAAUGCAGCCACUUUCUGUCCAGGCACCAGAGUCACCAGAAAUCCAGUUGAGGGAGAACAGGAGGUUGAUUCCAUCCUCCCAGGGGCUCCUGGCCACGACUGACACCAGUCAAGCUAUUCAUAAUACUCCAGGACUGCUGCCUUCUGAUGGCAGCAUCCAAAAUGAUUCCACAUCUCAGCUUCUUGGCCUGAAGUUACUUCAGCUCCACCGUCCUCUUUCUUUGCCCCAGGAAAGUACCACACACUAUCCACCAGUGCAGCUGCAACAGAUGCUGCACGCUGCAAACCCUGCAACUGUUUGCAGCAACGACCAAGCAACCUCAAACAGAUCAGGUGGAGAAAAAAGAAACAAACCUUCAGUUCCAAAGAGACAACUGAGUUUUAAUCCUCUGCAAGAACCAGCUCUCAGAAACACUCAACCCCACAUCUGGCCAUCAGAGCAGUCCAGAGGUCAACAGUUCUCAGUGCUUCCCUCUGCUUUACCAGCCCACACACCUGCACCGAUGCAAAGCCUUCGUCCGCUGCCCUUUGAGUCUGUCUCACACAACAACGUCACCUUCCCCAGAAUACCUUCACCAUCUACCUCCAGACCUUCCACUGUCAUUGCAGCUACAUUACAAGAAGCACCUGCGAUCAAGCUUCUACAUAUUGAAUCCAGGCCAAAAAUGAUGCUGCCCCUGGCUGCUCCUCCAACUCAUAUGACCCGUCUCAUGUCUAUGGAGGAACUGAGUUCAGUGAUGGGGAGGCAGAAUGCUGAAGAGGCCCAACUGCAGCUGCUUAGAGUAGACACGUCCACUGAAAGCACCAGGAAGGCUGCUAAUUCUUCAGGCUCUAAGUCCAGCAAAAGGCAAAAGAGGAGAGAGGGGAAAGCCGAGAAGGCAAGAAAAACAGAAGUGACAUUCAGACCAAACGAGUCUAUCAUCCCUCCACAAGAGCCAGAAAACGUGCCUGUAAGUGAGGAUCCUGCAGUUGUUGAAGAGGUCACCCCUGUACGGGAUAUUACAGGAUCCUUUGACUCUUCGUUGACUGGUCAAAGAUUGUUGGAAAAGGUCGUGUCCACUUCGGCUGAGCUCCAUGCCUUUGCUUCGACACGUAAACGACCACCAGAGUGCCAUGAUGCUUUCACCAACACAGACCCAGCCUCUUCUCCGAUGCUGGUUGAUAAAGCCGUGUCUGCCCGGGCCUCUGUGACGGCCAGUAGCCCUAAAUCGCAAAGUUCGGGAAUUUUCCAGAUGUGUAAUGAAAACCACUUUCAAGACGCAGAAGAGACCCCACAGGAACCAGAGAGGAUCCUGGACCUGGGUGGCCGUCAGUUUUUAAGUGUUUUAGAUUUAGAGGACAUGAUGCAGCAUCAGGAUGUGCUGCCGUGUCCCAGCCCAGGAGCACAGGAUGUUCCUUCUAUUCGCCCUUCUUCCCCUACUUCUGCUCAGCUUCAUGUUCUUGCAACAUCUGUUAUAAGGAGUUCUGCUGCUGGUGCUGAUCCACAACCCUCAGUUACUAUUCCACAGGAUCUCCUGACACCGAAAACUCACCCAGAUAUUCCUGAAGAGUUUCCCUCCUUGAGCCACAUUGAGCCCAGUAGAGUUUCAGAGAGAAUCGCUCCACAAGACAGUGUGAUGAUUGAUCCGUCUGACUCUGAGGUCUGUCAGGCCAUAAAAACACAGAGUCUUGCACCUCGUGGAGCCUCCUCCUCACCUCCCACAGUCUGGUUCUCCUCUCGCCUGACAGAGCUGGACACCCAGCUGGCUGCUCUGCAGAACAUUGCAGAUCAUCUGGAAAAAGACUUCUCAAACUCCAGGAUGCUGGUGAAUGACAUUGAAAAGCUCACCCCAGAUGUGGCUCCUGAUGUGAAGACGAAGAAAACUGUCAGACUUUCUGUCCCACAGAAAGCGUGGCCACCAAGACCUGAUCCAGAUCUUUUAUUUGAACGGAAUGCCUAUGAAGACGACAAUCCAGAAGAUGAAUAUGUGGUUCCUGAGAGAACACCUUCUUUUCAUCAUUCUGCUUCCCCUCACAGUCCCCAAGCUGGCCCUUCCUACCUUCAGACCCUACCAAGGAUUGAAGAUCAGAUUACUGAAGAAUAUGGGUUGUCUCAUGUAUGGGCAGAUGAGGAUCUGGCUCAAACUGGGCUAUCCGAUACAGCAGAACUCUUAGCCGAGUUGGUAAAGGAAGGCUAUUUAUCUCCAGCUGACUUGGAUUUGUCCUCUUCACAGACUGCACAUGCUAACAGUAAUAUGACCUGCAGCAGGCAGGAACAGCCACAAACCAGCUGGAUGUCACAGAAACGAGUCCUUCCAGAGGAUGAGAGGAGAGAGCUGAGGAUCUGGAUGAGAAGGAAACAAAGGGAAAGACUGGCUGUGUAUCAGAAACAAAGGGAAAGCCUGAGAGAGAGGGAGCGCAAACCUUUCUCCAGCUCUUCAGCAGCGCAAUCAACAAACAGAAAUCGAGCGACUGUUGGGAGAACCGAAAAGGAAAAAGAAAAGUUUGUGCUUCUGGAACAAUUCAACCAGAGGACCCGUGAGGCUUGUUCUUUGGCCAGGGAUUUUCCCAACUCUACUAUAACCCUGCACAGUUCUUCUGAAGUUCUUCCAGUGACCUCCACCGCACGGUUGACCUCCGCUCCACCCCCACACAGGACUUCCAGUGCUGCUGUUGUUGAUAAAAGAAGUCUUAAGCCCCACUCAGGACAAGCUCCUCCCCAUCUUCACUCACAGUCUGCGGAUGUGCCGUGGCAGCCUUCAGAAGAUUUCCACAGGAGACUGGGACUACAUAGACCAGCAACGUUUUUGCCAAAAGACCGUCUGUCUCAGGUGACCAGGCGUGGCAUGAUCUCUGACACAAAGAGCCAAACUAAACCACACGCAGCCAACCAGAGUGAGGAACGACAUGUUGGAUACCAGAGAAAGAUGGGAGUGAACAGAGGUGUUGGAGCAGGUAUAGCUGUAGGAAGAGGGAUCCUGUGGGAGCAGUCAAGAAUAGAAGAGAGAGAAGAAGUGGACCGUCCAGAAUUUAACAGGCUGCAGGGCCCAGAGGGGUCUAACAUUGCUUUGGCUGGGAUUUUCAAUGACCAGGAUGAAGGUGCCAGAGCUGCUGUUUCAGGGAUGGACUGGUUGGACAAUCUCUCUGGAAGCGCAAGCAGCACCCUCAGCAAAAUAGACUGGGCUGCUAUCGAGAGGAUGGUGGCUGAAGAAGAAUCUUGAGUGUUUCAAGGACAGAAAAAAGUGCCACCUUGAUAUUUAAGUAGAUGAUAUAUUACCUGAAAAAUAAUAUGCCAACAGUUCUUGUGCCAUUUGCAAAUAUUGUAAAUUAGAUGUGUUUUAAACUGUGAUAAUAUAACGUUUCAUACACUAAAUUGAUUUUAUAUGAUCAACAGUGAUAUUUAAUAUCAUAAAAAUAUCUUUAUAGGCUGUACGUCCCACUGAUGUCUGCUGUGAUGUUGUGAAAAUGUACGUUUGUGUCAUUUGUGUCUAAAGUUUUCUACAUUUAUACUUUAUUUUUGCACACAUUUGGCUGCCUUAACAAAUAAAAAACUUCAAGGCUG